This is a messenger RNA of Eremomyces bilateralis CBS 781.70, 719 nucleotides long. RefSeq lists its product as uncharacterized. The transcript is spliced from 3 exons. NCBI's taxonomy places the organism in Eukaryota, Fungi, Ascomycota, Dothideomycetes, Eremomycetales, Eremomycetaceae. The record is from RefSeq and is a predicted model, not a curated record. The coding region runs from base 283 to 585 and encodes 100 amino acids.
UGAAGAAUACUCCAAUCGAGCAAAGAUCACGUAUGAGAGAGAAGAGCGAUGUAUUGGAUGUAUCUAAAAUACAGCGUGACGAGAUCGAGAUAGACCUCUCCGAGCAAACAUAAGCCACGUGCCUCAACAAGCACCGAGGUCAGGUGACCUCCGUGUGACAACAUGACUGCUUCCUCAGCUUCACUCCUACAAAUAGACAAAGUCUUCAGUGCUUGAUCUCUUCCUGCUGUAAACAUAUUCUCAAUUUCUGCAGAACCGUAUUUCCUCCUUAACAUUGAAACUAUGGCAAACCAGUCAUCCGCCAAUUCCUCUGGGACCUCCUCUGGGACCUCAGGGGCCUCCUCGGGGACAUCCUCUGGGACCUCUGGCAACACCUCCUCGAGCGGUCAAAGCUAUACGACUACCAGCAGCGGAAUGAACAGUCAGGGCAACCAUUACUGCUCCCGUGACUAUGGCUCUAACGUCUCGAAUUCGAACAGCUAUCACUAUUCCAACACCAAUGGUAGCUACUACUACUCGAACCCGAAUGGAAGCACGUACUACAACAACGGCAACGGUGGUAGCACCUACUCUCGUAAUGGCUAAGGAACGGAUGUCUGUCCACAGCCAAUAAUUGCAGGAAAUGAAGCGGCACAUCCACUGCGGAGAUUGAAAGGCAUGUUGAGCUCUCACUUAUAGCUAAGGGACCAAGUAGAUAGGCUCAAAUUCACUGGGAUCAC